Messenger RNA from Acanthamoeba castellanii str. Neff, 960 nucleotides. Its product is annotated as serine/threonineprotein phosphatase 2a activator 1, putative. The record is from RefSeq and is a predicted model, not a curated record. Gene Ontology annotation, cellular component: nucleus; cytoplasm; protein phosphatase type 2A complex. Gene Ontology annotation, molecular function: protein tyrosine phosphatase activator activity; peptidyl-prolyl cis-trans isomerase activity. The coding region runs from base 1 to 960 and encodes 319 amino acids. Lineage: Eukaryota; Discosea; Longamoebia; Acanthamoebidae. The transcript is spliced from 6 exons. Gene Ontology annotation, biological process: mitotic spindle organization.
AUGGAAGGCGAGGUCACUUCUGCCGUCCCGACUACAGAGCAGCCUGCGGCGCAGGGUGCCGGCUACCAGGGCGUGGUGCCCCGCAAGCGCAUUGGAACGCAAGCCGAUGUGCAGCGAUUCCAGGCCAGCCCCACGUAUAAGCUCCUGCAGACAUGGCUGCACGCCCUCAACAAGGCCACACUACGGAAAUCCAACACCGCUCCCGCUGUCCUCUGCCCCGCGGUCGAGGGCGCCCUGGCGCUGUUGGAGCAGGUGGACAAGCUGGUAGAUGAAACGCCACCCGAAACCGGCGAGAUGCGGUUCGGCAACAAGGCCUUCCGCACCUGGCACGCCAAGCUCGCCGCUGCUGCGGAGGAGCUGCACAAGCUGGUCCUGCCCGAGGAAAAGGCGGGAGCGACGCAGGAGCUGGUGGCCUACCUGCUCGACAGCUUCGGCAACGCGGUGCGCAUCGACUACGGGACCGGGCACGAACUCCACUUCAUCAUCUGGAUGUACUGCCUCCACGCCCUCGGGCUCGUCCAGCAGGAGCACCUCGCCGCUCUCGUCACCCGGGUCUUUGCCCGCUACCUCACCCUCGUGCGUAAGGUCCAGCAGACCUACGGGCAAGAGCCGGCGGGCUCGCGAGGCGUCUGGUGCCUCGACGACCACCAGUUCGUGCCCUUCAUCUGGGGCGCGGCCCAGCUCAUCGACAACCCGGAUAUCCAGCCGGGCUCGAUCAUGGACAAGGAGCUGGUGGCACGCCACGCCGACGAGUACCUCUACCUGGGCUGCAUUCACUACAUCCACAUGGUAAAGAAGGGUCCGUUCUUCGAGCACUCGCCCGAUCUCUACAACAUCAGCGGGGCGGCGUCGUGGGAGAAGAUUAACAAGGGCAUGUUCAUGAAGUACAACCAGGACGUGCUCUCCAAGCUGCCCGUCCUCCAGCACAUGCUCUUCGGCUCCCUCUUUCCCUACGCAUAA